AUGCAGCAGGAGGGGGAAAGCAAAAGUGAGGCAAGAAAGGCCGCACGAAACAAGCACUGCGAAGCGAAGCGCAUCCGGCAGGGCAUUGAGCUCGCUGUUUCGUUCAUGGCGUCGGUUCUCGAGACGGCGGCCAUUUCGGGCACUUCCUCCAAGCACAGCGGCGACCUCAGAUCAGGACACGGCCAUCGCCAGCGAAUGAGACUCGACAGCAAUCACCCAAUACCCGGCUCGGCUUUCCUUCUUGGCUUCGGUCUACAGAUGCCAUGCAGUGUUCCCAAAGUAGCUUUCAAACCACAAAGCAUGGCAAAGCAAAGCGACUACGAGUCGUGGAUAUGA
This is a messenger RNA of Colletotrichum spaethianum, 336 nucleotides long. RefSeq lists its product as uncharacterized. Bases 1 to 336 code for a protein of 111 amino acids. The transcript has a single exon. The record is from RefSeq and is a predicted model, not a curated record. NCBI's taxonomy places the organism in Eukaryota, Fungi, Ascomycota, Sordariomycetes, Glomerellales, Glomerellaceae.